Messenger RNA from Mustela lutreola (European mink), 3566 nucleotides. RefSeq names its product glucosidase alpha, neutral C (gene GANC). NCBI's taxonomy places the organism in Eukaryota, Metazoa, Chordata, Mammalia, Carnivora, Mustelidae. The transcript has 24 exons. Gene Ontology annotation, biological process: N-glycan processing; carbohydrate metabolic process. Gene Ontology annotation, molecular function: alpha-1,4-glucosidase activity; carbohydrate binding. The coding region runs from base 653 to 3397 and encodes 914 amino acids. The record is from RefSeq and is a predicted model, not a curated record.
GCGUGUAGUAGUCACUUACCGGUUUUCUGGAGAUAUUUAAGCAAAGACGGAAUUUGGCAGUGGUAGAGUAUAAGCACUUACAGAACUGUAUCUACUGGAGUAGAUACACCCUUUAUAAAGACCAUUUUAUCCCUGAAAGGGGAAAGCAGAAUUUGACCGGGGAACACCAAGCUUCAGCGCAGAGCAGGCCGGCACUUUCUACUAAAAACUGAAAGUGGGUCAGUUUUCAGGAUCUGUGGCGUGACGGUCACGGAGAUCAACCUGCAGAAGUUUGGCCUGGGUCAGGCAAGCGGUCUCCGUAUUUCCUGUUUCUCACGCUCUAGGCUUUUCUCCUCUAGGGCUCUUUGAGUACACGCCCCCUCCACCGCAAAGACAGUUUUGAUUCCUCAGGAAAGCAGUUCUUCGUCGGGCAUUCGUAACUAAGAAAAUUUGGCUACCUAAAUCCAUGUAGAAGCGCUAAUUUGGCCUGGAAAACCGAGGAAUAAGUGCAGAUUUGCUACUCCUUAAGGACCUGGAGAGGACUCCAUCUCCCAGGACGUGACAGUGGUGAAGUCCUGGUUAUAAUUUAGAAAGACGGCCAAUAGGAGUUUUAAAAAGACCGCGCUUGGCCUUGGUCUGAGCGCUGGAAGAGGGUCGAAUUGCCUGGGAAGCCAUGGAAGCUGCUGGGAAAGAGGAAAUCAGUGUUGAAGAUGAAGCUGUGGAUAAAAACAUUUUCAAAGAUUGCAACAAGAUUGCUUUCUACAGGCGUCAGAAACAGCAGCUCUCCAGGAGAUCAACCUAUAAGGCAUCACUAGACUCAGCCACGAUAGGCAAAGACAGCACCAAGUUCCGAAUCAUCAAUGAAACAACCAAGGUUCCCCUUCUGGCUGAAAUUUAUGGUAUAGAGGGAAAUAUUUUCAGGCUUAAAAUCAAUGAGGAAACUCCCCUGAAACCCAGGUAUGAGGUUCCCGAUGUACUCACAAGCAAGCCCAGCACUGUAAGGCUUAUUUCAUGUGCAGGGGAUGCAGAUAGUCUGGUAUUGACAGACGGAAAAGGAGAUCUGAAGUAUCAUAUCACAGCAAACCCAUUCAAGAUAGAUUUGGUGUCUGAAGAAGAAGUAGUGAUGAGCAUAAACUCCCUGGGCCAAUUGUACUUUGAGCACCUGCAGAUUCCUCUUGAGCAAAGAGCUACCAAAGAAAAUAAGGAGGACACAUCAGCUGACACUUCUCAGGAAGACCAAGACGAUCUGGGCCUGUGGGAGGAGAAAUUCGGAAAAUUUGUGGAUAGCAAAGUUAAUGGUCCUGCCUCCAUUGGUUUGGAUUUCUCCUUGCAUGGAUUUGAGCAUCUCUAUGGGAUCCCGCAACAUGCAGACUCACACCAACUUAAAAAUACUAGUGAUGGUGAUGCUUACCGUCUUUAUAACCUGGAUGUCUAUGGAUAUAAAAUACAUGACAAAAUGGGCAUUUAUGGUUCAGUGCCUUAUCUCCUGGCCCACAAACUAGGUAGAACUCUAGGCAUUUUUUGGCUCAAUGCCUCUGAAACUCUAGUGGAGAUCAAUACGGAGCCUGCAGUAAAGUACACGGUAACCCAGAUGGGCCCAGUUGCAGCUAAGCAAAAAGUCAGAUGUCGAACUGAUGUGCACUGGAUGUCAGAGAGUGGAAUCAUUGAUGUCUUUCUGCUGAUGGGACCUACGCCUUCUGACGUCUUCAAGCAGUAUUCAUACCUUACAGGCACACAGGCCAUGCCCCCUCUCUUCUCCUUGGGGUACCAUCAGUGCCGCUGGAACUACGAGAAUGAGCAGGAUGUAAAGGCGGUGGAUGCAGGAUUUGAUGAACAUGACAUUCCUUAUGAUGUCAUGUGGCUGGACAUAGAGCAUACCGAGGGCAAAAGGUACUUCACUUGGGACAAGAAAAGAUUCCCAAACCCCAGAGGGAUGCAAGAGCUGCUCAGAAGCAAAAACCGUAAGCUUGUGGUCAUCAGUGACCCCCACAUCAAGAUUGAUCCUGACUACUCAGUGUAUGUUAAGGCCAAAGAACAGGGCUUCUUUGUGAAGAAUCAUGAAGGAGGAGACUUUGAAGGGGUUUGCUGGCCUGGUCUCUCCUCUUACUUGGAUUUCACCAAUCCCAAAGUCAGAGAGUGGUAUUCAGGUCUUUUCACUUUCUCUGCUUAUCAGGGAUCUACUGACAUCCUCUACAUAUGGAAUGACAUGAAUGAGCCCUCUGUAUUUAGAGGGCCAGAGCUAACCAUGCAGAAGAAUGCCAUUCAUCAUGGCAAUUGGGAGCACAGGGAACUUCACAACAUGUAUGGUUUUUAUCAGCAAAUGGCUACUGCAGAAGGACUAAUACAACGAUCUAAGGGAAAGGAGAGACCCUUUGUUCUUACCCGUUCUUUCUUUUCUGGAUCACAAAAGUAUGGUGCUGUGUGGACAGGUGACAACACAGCCGAAUGGAGCUACCUGAAAAUUUCUAUCCCUAUGUUACUCACCCUCAGCAUUACUGGGAUCUCUUUUUGCGGAGCUGACGUAGGCGGCUUCAUUGGGAAUCCGGAGGCAGAGCUGCUAGUGCGAUGGUACCAGGCUGGAGCCUACCAGCCUUUCUUCCGUGGCCACGCCACCAUGAACACCAAACGGCGGGAACCCUGGCUCUUUGGGGAGGAAUACACGCAGCUCAUCCGGGAAGCCAUCCGGCAGCGCUACACCCUCCUGCCCUAUUGGUAUUCUCUGUUCUACUGCGCACACGUGACAGCCCAGCCCGUCAUGAGACCUCUGUGGAUAGAGUUCCCAGAGGAAUUAGACACUUUUGGGGUAGAAGAUGAAUACAUGCUGGGAAGUGCUUUAUUGGUUCAUCCAGUCACAGAACCAAAAGCCAGCACAGUUGAUGUGUUUCUGCCAGGAUCAAAUGAGGUCUGGUAUGACUCUAAAACAUUUGCUCAUUGGGAAGGAGCACGUACUGUGAAGGUCCAGGUAGCCUUAGACACUAUACCAGUAUUUCAGCGAGGUGGAAGUAUAGUACCAAUAAAAAUGACUGUAGGAAAAUCCACAGGCUACAUGACCGAUUCCCCAUAUGGACUCCGGGUGGCUCUAAGCACUAAGGAUUCUGCCAUGGGUGAAUUCUAUCUUGACGAUGGUCAUUCGUUCCAGUACCUCCACCAGAAGCAAUUCUUGCACAGGAAGUUUUCAUUCUUGUCAGGAGUUUUGAUGAACAGUUGUGCUGACAAAAGAGGUCAUUAUCCCAGCAAGUGUGUGGUGGAGCAGAUCUUUGUCCUAGGCCUCAGGAAACAGCCAUCUUCUGUGACUAUCCGUUCAUCUGAUGGUAAAGAUGAGCCUGUGGCUUUUACCUAUUGUGCCCAGAUGGCCACCCUGCAGCUGGAGAAUCUCUCACUGAACAUCGGCGCUGACUGGGAGGUCCAUGUCCAAUGACGGUGUGGUGCACUGGGGCAAGCGUGGGAAGCAGCCUGCACCUUUCAGCUUUGCCCUUGACCUUUUCUGAGAUCUGUGCUGCAUGCUAAUUGACUUCUAUGGCUAAAAAGUGUCCUUCUUGAUCAUUGGUUUACUAAUGAGAAUAGAUUUCAGGUUUUGUAUUUUUAGA